Messenger RNA from Puntigrus tetrazona (Sumatra barb), 3226 nucleotides. RefSeq names its product protein FAM126B. Bases 346 to 1497 code for a protein of 383 amino acids. Gene Ontology annotation, biological process: protein localization to plasma membrane; phosphatidylinositol phosphate biosynthetic process. The transcript has 12 exons. NCBI's taxonomy places the organism in Eukaryota, Metazoa, Chordata, Actinopteri, Cypriniformes, Cyprinidae. The record is from RefSeq and is a predicted model, not a curated record. Gene Ontology annotation, cellular component: plasma membrane.
AGGAAGAGCUAGAGAGCGGAGAUACACGAUGAUGUCAACACGGCAGUGAUCCUUUCGGUCUGGCAAACGCAAGGCCCUUUUAACCCAUCGAUUCCUUGAUAUAAAUAGUAAUGGUCCGGUGGGAUUGUGCAAGUAAUGUUGUGCUUGGUCUCAGAAGUGGUCGUUGUGUCGGGUCUGUCCUUUAAGGCGCAUUGCAGCGUUGCUCAAGGACUCUAGUGAUCAUCUGCAGCAUCCGGAGGAGUCCAGAUCCUACUGGCUGUUUGACCAGAGAUCAAGAGUCAUGGAGAAUCUGAGCCACAUCUCUCCAUAUCUACACUUCUGAGCUGGGUUUGAGGCAGGAGGACCAUGCUCUGCUCGGAGCGUGGCGUGGUGGAGGAAUGGCUCUCAGAGUUCAAGACGUUACCUGACGACCAAAUCCGCAGCUAUUCUGGCAGCCUGCGUCUGAAGAAAGCUCUUGUACCUGCUCUCUACGCUGUUAUUCAGGAGCAGCCCAGCAGUGAGCUGCUGGCUCCGGUGUGUCAUCAGCUGUUUGAGUUGUACCGGAGCUCCGAGGAGGGUUUGCGGCGGUUUACUUUACAGUUCCUGCCUGAGCUCAUCUGGGUGUACUUGCGGCAUUCUGCCAGCAGAGAGCGCUACCGCAACGGCUGUGUGGAGGCCCUGCUCCUGGGGAUAUACAACCUGGAAAUUGUGGACAGCAAAGGAAAUGGAAAGCUGCUGUCGUUCACCAUACCGUCUCUCUCCAAGCCUUCAAUAUACCAUGAGCCAUCCAGCCUGGGGUCCAUGGCAUUAACCGAGGGAGCCCUGAACCAGCACGACCUCAUCCGGGUGGUCUACAGCGGUCUGCUGUCUCAGAGAGAGACGUUUACCUCACAGAACAGAUUUGAGGUGCUGUCUUUUCUGAUGCUCUGCUACAACUCCGCUGUGGUGUUUAUGCCUGCGUCGUCCCACCAAUCGGUUUGCAGAAUGAGCACACGACUGUGUGUGAGCGGUUACCCGCGGCAGCAGCAGAAGUCGUGGAAGGAGCCGUGUAACCGCGUACGACUGGAGCCGGAGUUUAUGGUGCAGAUGCUGACUGCUGUUUACCACGCCAUUUAUAAUGGGCAGUGGGAUCUGGGGAGGGAAGCUUUGGAUGACAUCCUCUACCGAGCACAGCUAGACCUCCAUGCCCAGCCAUUACUGGUGGCGAAUGCAAUUAGUCGCUCACUUCCGUCUCGUCCUCCGGAGGGUGCGCGGAACCUUCUGGAGGUGGAAGUAACGCCUACCGGGAGAUGUGUCUCACAGGCAGCUGUCACUGCCGCCUCCAUUCGUCGCCUUCGCUGGAAACGAGAGGAUUGUUUUGAUUUCUCAACCUCGACUGAAUUCUACGCCUCCAUCACCCCCAGCCGAUACACCCCCCCGGAGAGACCAGACAAUCCUGUGGCACACGGGCGGAUAAAGUGCACCAUUCACCUAACCUUGCAAGGGGGUAGGCAGGGCUCAGGAACAUCUCACCUUUAGACAGUCCAUGCGCAAGCCCUGCCCUUCUUGGUCAUAGAAAGUGUUCAUUGGCUUACAGAUUAAACCGCCCCUUUGCAUGAAAAACUUCCUUCUGUUUGUUACUAGCGUCUCCACAUAACUCAGUGUUGUAUUGUGAUCAUUUGUGUUUAACCUUUUUAUUUGCGUUCAGUAUUGUUUUAGGAUACUUUUACAGUGCUUGCAAGGCACGAUUGAAUAAAAUUCCUCUUCUUUUUCCUUCUUCACAAAUUUCCGCAGUUCAUGCAGCUCAAAACACUUCACGUUUAAGUUCAUUUCCAAUAUUGUUUAAUAUUUGCAUACCGAACUGUGAUUGUUUUGGUGUUUUCAGGUCAUGUCGGAAUGAUCGUACUGUGUUUUCAAAUUGACUGCACAUGAACUCCGUCAUUAUGUCACAAUUAGUACUAACUCCUAUUUUUGAUCAGGAUAAUUGGAUCAAAAUUGUGUUUUGUGUAAUAUUCGUAUAAGGGUUGCCAAAAAUGACUACUUAACGAACAUGUGCAUCAAUUACACAUCUAAUGUGCAUUCUUUGCUCUUUCUUAUGUUGCAUUAAUGCUAAAGCUUUCUGUCUUUGUUGGGAAGUGAAAAAGAAGGAAAAUAAUUUUGGCCCAGCACAUUAAUUUUAUUCUGACUAUACUAUGUGCGUUUCCAAACUUGAAAGUAUGAACUUCUGAGGUGAAUGCAGCGUUAUAUCUUACACUACUGUUUAAGUCACCUUCUUGUCAUUCAAAACUAAAACCUUUGUUUGUCUGUAGAACACAAAUUAAGAUGUUUUGCUGGAUUUUUUUGAGACCUCUCUAACCCUCCCAUAGACAGCAAGGUUUCUAAUCGAUCGUAGUCCAGAAACGUAGCGAGGACAUUAAAAUAAUCAAUAUGAUGUCAGUGGUUCAUGACAAUACUUUUUGUGUGCAAAGAAAACUAAAUUAGUUUUCUCCAUGUCACCCAAUAGUGCUGUUUUGCAGAGUAUCACGUAUGUAAACCACAUAUGCAGCACAUGUUGUUAAUGUAUUUGAUAUUCUCCAAAAUUGCGCUAUUGGGUGAUGUGGAGGAGACAAGUUGUCGAAUAAAAUCAUUAAUUUAGUUUUUUUUUUUUUUUUUAAUGCAAAAAAAGUAUUCUCACAGCUUCUUAAAAUUAUGGUUAAAGCGUUGAUGUCACAUGGAUUAUUUUAACAAUGUCCUUUGCUACCCUUCUGAGCCUCGAUCGUAGCAGGAUCCUUGCUGUCCGUGGAGGGUUGGAGAGCUCUCAGAAUGCAUCAAAAAUAUUUAAUUUGUGUUAAGUAUGAAUAAAGACACACAGAACCCAAAUAAACUCACCUAAAACCGCUAAACUGUAGUGCAUUUAUGUUCUUAAAUCAUCUCAGAGUUCUCCAACAAAAUUGUCCCCAUGAGCUUGAGUUCUCACACGUUUUCAUGUGUAUGAAUGAAAGUGAAAGGAGCGCGUGGAAUCUAGUGUAACCGCAGCUUAACACUUCAAAGACGGUGUCUUGUUGUCUUCUAUCGGCUGCACAGGAGAAUCAACACAAGACGCGUGCUCGGUGUCAAAGCAGCUCUGAUGCAGCAUUUCACAGAGAUGCAUCCAAAAGCCUGAGCUUACUUCUAAACUCACCUAACGCUAUUCUUUUGCUGCCUUGCAAGCGCUGGUAUUACCUCUAGGAAAUGCAAAUCUAGUUAAUCCGGCUUUCUGUUUUCUCUGCCUCAUUUCUCCCUGGUUGUG